AUGAACAACAAGGAGAACGUCGCAGUCGGCGAUGGUGGAUUAUCUGCCGAACAGAGAGCUCGAAUUUCACAAAAGUUUAGAGCUGCUAAGGCGCUUCUCGCUUGCAAGAGACCUCGAGAAACUGUAAAUCCGUCCGAUCAAUGUUCUCGCAGAGCUGGGGGCGAUUGCAAAAUUGAGUCCGAAGCUCAAUUUACUGGUAUUAGAAGGCUUCCUCUCUCCGAUAUCACCAGAAAUGUGGAACAAUCUGAUUUUGAAAGAUGUAAUAAGUUGAAAAAUCGUGAUUCUCUUGCUCGAAUAUGCCCUGAAGUUCUGGCUGCAGAUAAGGAUGAUGAUAAUUCAACCGCAGAGAUUGAUGUCGGAAUUCUUUCAAGUUUUUCAACCCCUAUCAAACAAGCAGAUAGUCUUAUUAAUAGUACCUAUGUUGGUACUGGUGAGGAUCCACGUAAGGUCAGAAAUGGUGUCGUCACGGAAGUUGGGCCGGUGUACAAUUCAUUUGUUACUCCAGUGAGGCAAUUUGGUUGGUCAGGCUUGAUUCAGACGUCAUCAUUGCCAAGUGUUUUAGAUGAUGUUUUCGAUGAUUCUGUUCUGGAGGAAAUUGACGCCUUAUGUGAGAAGUCAGUUGCAAGACCAGAAAGAGAGGUGUCAAAAAGUACUGCAGUAGACAUUCAGUAUGAUGACAAGAAUUCCAGGGAGAACAAUACUAGCCUUAAUCUUCUUAUUGCAGAAGAGGAGCUAAAUAAUCCACCUGUAUCAAUUUCCAGUUGCGACCAUGAGAGUGCGCAAGAUGUUUUGAGGAACUCUGAGACUCACUGCAAGAGUAUGCCUGAAGAGUAUUCUAAAUAUCUGAAGUCUCUAAAUGACAGGCAAAUGGAAGCCGCAUGUGGUGAUAUUUCAACCCCUUUAAUGAUUGUUGCUGGACCAGGAAGUGGAAAGACUUCUACAAUGGUUGGGCGAGUUUUGAUGCUGAUGCAUGAGGGCAUCGAUCCCUCUCACAUUCUGGCUAUGACAUUCACUACGGCGGCUGCUUCAGAAAUGAGAGAGCGAGUUGGGGCAGUAGCCGGGAAAGCAGCAGCCAAAGAGCUGACGAUUAGCACAUUUCACUCAUUUUCCUUACAACUUUGUCGGUCCCAUGCUGAAAAGUUGGGUAGGACGGCCGAAUUUUUAAUCUACGGGCAUGGACAACAGAGACGAGCUGUUAUUGAGGCUGUUCGCAUAUUGAAGGACAAGAAGAAAAUGUUAAAUAAAGAGUCAGAGAUGGAAGUUGAAGUGUCUGGGGUGAGUUCCCCUCAGCAUUUCAAAGAUAAAUCAAAGAGAUGGCUUAAAUACGUAGCCAAGGCCAAAUCUGCUGGCAGGAUGCCUGAAGAUUGCCACAGGAUGGGCGAUGAGAUAGGGGCUGAGAUUCUGCACUGCUACGAUGAUAUACUAAAAUCGUGUAACGCAUUGGACUACCACGAUUUAAUCAACUGUUCGCUGAAGUUACUUGCUGAGUUUCCUACAGUAUUCAAGGAAUGCCAGGAGUCAUGGAAGGCAAUCAUUAUUGAUGAAUUUCAGGACACAAGCCCAAUGCAAUACAGUUUAUUGCGGAUGCUUGCAUCCCAUAAACGUAUAACUAUUGUGGGCGACGAGGAUCAGUCAAUUUUUAGCUUCAAUGGUGCUGAUGUUUCUGGAUUUGAUUCAUUCCGGAAAGAUUUUCCAAUGCACAAAGAGAUUAAACUCAACAAAAACUACAGAUCCACUCGUUGUAUUGUUGAAGCUGCAUCGUCGCUCAUUCAAAAUAAUGUAAAACGAUGCCAGUCAAAAGAUGUUCUUACGGAUAAUUCCACUGGGUCUAAGAUAACUAUCAAAGAAUGCAGCAAUGAGAAUGCUCAAUGUGCAUAUGUUGUCGAUAAAAUUUUAGAAAUCACAUCAGAAGGUUCAUCUACCAAGUACAACUUUGGCAGUAUUGCAGUGCUUUACAGGAGGCAGGUGACUGGGAAAAUAUUUCAAACAAGCUUUCGCAGUAGAAAAAUUCCAUUCAACACUCAUGGUGUAGCCUUCUAUCGGAAAAAGGUUGUUCGAGCUGUAGUGGCUAUGCUUAGGACAGUGUUGCCUGCUUGUGGUGAUGACCCUUAUCGUAAAGUAUUUAAAGCUUUGUUACCUUUUGAUAAAGAGGAAAAGAAGAAGGUGAUUGAACAUAUAGAGAAGGUUUUGACAGUGAGAAAAUGUAGCUUUAUAUCUGCUGCAACUGACAUAUUUAGUGCAAAGGUAUCUGGUUCAUUGAAAAGGAGUCAGCUUACCCAGGGGCGAAAGGUCUUGUCCACUCUAGACAUGAUAUCGAAACUUGUCCAUAGAGAACAGUCAAUUUCAGCUGUUAUCACAUCAGUGGCAAACAUGAUACCACAGAAAUACCUUCUUGAACAGAGGGCAGUUGUUGAUGUUGAUGGGGGCAAAUUGCUUAAUGAAGACAAUGAUGUUAGAUCGGUACUCCAUUAUCUCUUAGAUGACGUCUCUGAUUUCUUAACUAGUCAAACCUCUCCUACACAAGAAAAAAGUGAUGACAAAACUGAAGGGCUUGGUUGUCUUAGCUUGCUUAAAGCUUUCAUUGAUUACAUAUCCGAAAGGGAGAAAGAGAAUUUCCGUUCCAGACGACAUGAUAAUGAGAACUCUGUUACCCUGACAACUAUUCAUCAGUCAAAAGGCUUGGAAUGGGAUGUUGUCUUCAUUGUAAAGGUUAAUGAGUCAGAGAUCCCUUUGUUGCAUGAUAUGAGUGGUGUGGGAACUGAAAAUGGUUCAUCAAUUGAGGAGGAAAGACGACUUCUAUACGUGGCAAUGACAAGAGCUCGGAAAAAGCUUUUCAUCCUAUACAUGCUUCUGGAUUCAAGUUGGCAGGUUCUUCAACCUUCUCGAUUUAUCAGAGAAAUACCUCGUCAUCUCCUAGAGAACCAUAACGAGUUGAGUCAAAAUGUACCAGGAGAUAACCAGCAAUUUCCUCGAGGAAAACUCCCAAUUUCUGAUGGGCCAGCCACCACAGAAUCAGCUGAAGCCAAGAUGAUUCCUGGUGAUAACCAUCUCUGUGAAGUGUCCAAAGAAUUAAGUGAACUCAUGGGGGCUUGUAAUAGUAAUGGGUUUUUGAGAAGGUUCAACGUGGAGGACCGAGGUACUGUAUCCCAGUUAUUCCAUCAGUGGGCUAAAAAGCCUGCAUUUCAAGAUCCAAAGAGGUUACUGAACAAGGUUUCCUUUAUCAUUGAUGAACGUCUGAGAGCCAAGAAGAGCAACCGCAAGGAUGUUUUGCGAACCCUGAAGUUGAGCUUACAGAGUGAUGAAGCCCUUCAGUACGCAGUAUCUGUUCUAAAAUGGGAGCAGAUUCCUGCUGAUAAACGUGCUCACUUAACUAGAGAAAAACAGGAACACUUUCAGAAACAACGGAUUGAGAAUGCAAUGGGUUCUUCGGCACCAACUGCAAAACAGGUUGCCUAUUUACAGAAUUUAGGAUGCACUGUAAUCCCUUCAUCUCGACUUCACGCCUCUCAUUUGAUAGAGCAAUACAAAUCACUGUAG
Oldenlandia corymbosa var. corymbosa is the source of this 3537-nucleotide messenger RNA. NCBI's taxonomy places the organism in Eukaryota, Viridiplantae, Streptophyta, Magnoliopsida, Gentianales, Rubiaceae. The record is from the annotation of a GenBank genome assembly.